CACUCCCCUCAUUCGAACAUGGCUCGUCCUCAGCAUGGAGGCAAACGGAAAAGGGGGGGCGAAGAGAGAGGUCAAAAGAAGAAACAAUGGAGAGCAGCCGAUACGAACUGGACUGGACAUGGUAUCUUCAUGACAUGUCCAAGAGGCAAGGAGCGCAAAGCUGCCAACGAGCUGAUAGAGAUUCUGACAGAUACUGCCGCCUCGCUCUACCCAAACCUGGACCUUUCGCAGCUGCCGAUUCCCAUCAGACCGCCCAAGGCUGUGGACGCAAAUGUUGAUGACGGAGACGAUGAUGACUUGAGAAACGGACCGACCUUGCCAGCGGCCGGUACGUCUCCAGUGGAGGCUAUACCUAGCACGAGUUCACAAGAGACGAGGCAAGCAGAGGCAUCUUCUAGCAAGCUGCCAGAGCCGGCAAAGAUAGAGCAGGUCGCGCCCACUGCGAAAGCAACUAGUAUUGAAGAUGAGCUACGAGCAGAGCUGGCUAGUCUUCGUGAAGCAGACUCAAAGACGUUCGGCAAGCGGAAAGCGCCCCAGCAGCAAGGCAAGGGCCAAGAGGGCGGGGAGGGUGGGCAAGAGAAGCCAGCCACAGCCCCAGCCUUCCGACUGAUGGAGACGGGUACAGAGUGCCUCGUCUUCAUUGGCGUGCACCAUGUCCUGGAUCCUUUUGACCUCUGCGACACCUUCCUGAGCGAAGUGGAGCGCACCGGCGAAGCUCGCAGCCGCAUCAUCAGUCGUCUCUCCCCGGUCGCAGGACUCUGUCUUGCCAAUCACCAAGAGCUAGACCUCUUUGCGCGUAAGGUCCUCCCAAGGUUCUUCCCCGCCGACGGCGCCGGGACAUUCAAGAUCGACCCGCGGAUCCGCUCGCACAACACCCUCAGUCGCACAGAAGUCAUCGAGCUUACAGCUCAGGCUAUUCCCCGCUCCCCGGCAGGCGGAGGCGGUGGCGGGGGAUGGAGGGCAGAUCUGAAAAAGGCAGAGAAGUGGGUGGUGGUGGAGAUUCACAAGGCCCAGGCGGGUAUUGGAGUCCUUUCGAAUUAUGUGCGAUUUUGCAAGAUGAACCCGCUGGAGCUGGCGAAUAGUAUCAAGACGAAGAGGUUGGAGGGGCAGGAUGGCGGUGGGAAAGGAGCGCAGGCUGUGCAGGAAUCAGCAGCAGCAGGGGGAGAGGAAGUGCCGAAGACUGAGGAGCGAGAUCGCCCGGCGGCAGAGACGGCGGCUCCUAUCUGAGGCAACGGCUGCCAAGUCCAGCCCGACAUUUGCAAUAGCAAAACAAACUGGAUUGAUUAGAGGGGCUGCUCCUUCUUUGAGCCC
Molecule: messenger RNA, 1311 nt
Organism: Microstroma glucosiphilum
Lineage: Eukaryota; Fungi; Basidiomycota; Exobasidiomycetes; Microstromatales; Microstromataceae
Exons: 3
Coding region: 19-1227 (402 amino acids)
Biological process (GO): tRNA modification
Molecular function (GO): RNA binding
Source: RefSeq, a predicted model, not a curated record